Debaryomyces fabryi is the source of this 2568-nucleotide messenger RNA. RefSeq names its product Nan1p (gene NAN1). Gene Ontology annotation, biological process: positive regulation of transcription by RNA polymerase I; positive regulation of rRNA processing. Gene Ontology annotation, cellular component: nucleolus. Lineage: Eukaryota; Fungi; Ascomycota; Pichiomycetes; Serinales; Debaryomycetaceae. The transcript has a single exon. The coding region runs from base 1 to 2568 and encodes 855 amino acids. Gene Ontology annotation, molecular function: protein binding; RNA binding. The record is from RefSeq and is a predicted model, not a curated record.
AUGACAGUUUCAUCGAGCGACUGGUCAUUGAAUAUGGCAUCAGGUGGAAAGCCGGUAUCUUUACCAUAUUCCUCGGCAUCAGCAUCAGUCUUUUCGCAAGAUGGGCGCUACGAUAUAGUAAUCUUAUCAUACCAAAUAAGAGUUUACUUUGUUUCAACCCGUCAAUGUAUCAGAACGAUAGAUAUAGAUCUAAGUGAUGUGGUAGAUGUGAAGUUGGAUGUUUUGAAUAGCAGCCACAUUGUUCUCUUUAAAAGUUCAGGUGAAAUUGUUACAUUAAACUGGAAAGACAAGAUAAAUGAACCAGUGGUCUCCACCGUUAAUGUUGCAAUGGAAUGGCCAAUAUUGUCGGUAGCUGCAAUUAGAGGUGACACAUACUAUGCUAUAAUUGGAAAGAAGGACAAAAAAUCUAGUCCAUCUCCACAUACUCGACAUGUUGUUAAAAUUUCCAGAGAUCAAUUAAGUGUCCAAAAUCUAGCAGAAAUCAAUAACGUUACGAAGUACGCUAUUUCCUCCAAUAGUCAUAAAUUAGCAUUUUUAACUAGCAACCAUGAUAUAAUCCUUGUGAAUUUGUCGUUUAUUUCCCACCAAAACCAUGACGACGAAGAACAGCCAGACUAUACAGAAUUGCCUCAGGAAACAAUUCCAUUCAUAUACAAGUCACCUGUAACUUCUUUGGCAGUCUCAAAUGACUCUGUGGUUGCGAUUGGUACUUCAGCAGGAGCUAUUCAACUCUUAUAUGGAGGAUUAACAACGGAUAAGCCUCAGGGAUUGUUGAAAUGGCAUAUAGACCAAGUCAGAUCUUUACAAUUUACUCCAGACAAUAAUUAUUUAUUAUCUGGUGGUAUGGAAAAGGUGUUAGUUUUCUGGCAAUUAGAAACAGGCAAAACUCAAUUUUUACCAAGACUAAAUGGUAGUAUAGAAAGAAUUUCUCUUGAUAAUAAUAAAAAUGAUUAUUAUUCCUUGAUGUUGAAAGUUUCAUCUAGUGGAUCCGAUGUGGUUAAUGAUGAGGAUACGUACGAAAUUUUAGUCUUAUCUGCUGUGGAUUUGGUAUCUAGAUUGUCAAUCAACAGCAUCAGGCCUAAAUUAGCGCAUAAUGUCAAACAGACAUUAUUGAAAACAAAAAAGAAAUUUGCUAAGUCUGAAUCUACAUUUGAUAAAUCAAAGCUCAAGCAUGAUUACACUUCCAUUUUUGAAAUCCACCCAAAGACAAAGAAUUUGUACUUCCCUAAUGAUGCUGUCAUCCAGGCGUAUGAUUUGAUUAAAAACGAACAAAGUUUUAUUCAGACCGCUGCUCCAUUAUUGUCAACAGGUAAGGUUAGAUCUGAAAAUAAGUUAUUAGAUCCAACUAUCUCGUUGUUAUCAUUCACUCAAGAUGGUCACUGGAUGUGCACAUUCGAUAGUAUUUCUACUUCGGAAGUUGACAACUUAUUAUCCAAGAACGAUAAGCAAUAUGCUUUGAAGUUUUGGAAAUUCAUUGAGUCAUCAUCUAAAAAUGAUUCUAACUCAACGAAUAAUGUAAAUAAUAAACAAGGUUAUUGGGAAUUAUCAACAAAGAUUAUUGAUCCUCAUGGCAAUUCGAAUCCUAUAUUAUCAUUAACUCCAGCUCCAUUGUCAUAUCAUCAAGGUUUAGCAUUUUUAACUGCUGAUAAUAAAGGUGGAUUAAGAAUAUGGAGACCACGUAUUCCUAAGGAGAUUUAUCAAACCGUCAAACAGGGAAAUAAUAAAUUACAGCAGACAGCUUGGACUUUGAGGAAAUCUAGACCGUGUGGUGCUUUAGUUUCUGAUGCUAUUGACACAUGUUGGUCAGAUGAUGGAUCGGUUAUUAUAUUAGGACAUGAGUGUUCUAUAACAACAUUUAACACACAGACAUUCGAAGAAAUUCCAAAUGAUUCCUUCAGAGUACCAGCUCUUUCCGGCUCUAGAAUCAGAUCUUUAUCAAUGUUAGAUGAUUAUUUGAUUGUUUUGUCUAAGACUAGAAUUACCUCGUUCAACUUAUUGUCUGGCGAAUCUACAGACUUAGUUGCGAAGAUAAAUACUACAAUCGGCGGAAGAAAUUUGAUUGCAAUUGACCCAAUCAAGAAGUUAAUUUGCUUGGGGGUGAAUUAUUAUAGUAGUAUUGGCGAUAACUUUGCAAUUAAAUCGAAAAUUUUGGUUUUCAAACCAGACGAAUUAACCCCCGUACAUAUUAGUCACCAUAACCAAGGUAUUUCAUCUAUACGUCAGUAUCACUCAUCGUUCAUCUUUGUUGAUUUAGAUUCAAGAAUUGGAAUAAUUUCUUCCACUAAUGAAACCUUUGAGUCAUCUAAUGGAUCAACUCAAGAAUCUGAUUUAGCAGGUGAUAUGAACAACAUGUUACUCAAUGCACAAGCUGCAGCAGAUGUUAUGACUAACCGUAAUGUUUCUUUCAACACUGCUAAUGGUAAACAAUUAUCAGAUGAUUUGGAGACAGACGACAGUGUGGAAAUGAACAGAGCAAUAGAUGUGAACACCUUCCAACCUAUGUUUGAAAACUUAGAAGGUGCUCAAAUUGAGACAUUGUUCGAACGUAUUAUGAAGAUAAUUAAAUAA